Schistosoma mattheei is the source of this 1090-nucleotide messenger RNA. Lineage: Eukaryota; Metazoa; Platyhelminthes; Trematoda; Strigeidida; Schistosomatidae. The record is from the annotation of a GenBank genome assembly.
AUGGAGGCAGAAAUAUCCGAUGUAGAAGUAACCUCUAAUCAUCAUUCUAUUAGGCGGCAAACGCGAAUUAAUACAAUGAUUAUUGGUGUUGUAUUUUGUGCCAACGUGGUACUUUUAUUGGGUAAAGCUGUAGCAUCUGCAUUAUCAGGGUCAUUAGCAAUCAUAUCAUCUUUGUUAGAUAGUUGUGUCGAUUUGGCUUCCGGUGGAAUCAUGUGGUUUGCUGCUCGUCAAAUGCGUAAAAGGAAGCCAUACAAAUACCCAGAAGGGAGAACACGACUUGAACCAUUAGCAGUGAUUGUACUCUCUGUAUUUAUGGGUAGUAUAUCUAUACAACUUUUAGCUGAAUCUGUACAAGCCAUUGUUCGUAUGUCGCAAAAUAAUCAAGAGGCACCAAACGUUAAUGAUUUAGCAUUGGGAAUAAUGGCAUCCGUAAUUGUGACUAAACUAAUCUUAUGGAUCAUUUGCUUUAAAUUUGGUGGUGGAAUGGCUAUCGAUGCGCUUAAAACCGAUCAACGUAACGAUAUACUUACGAAUGCUGCAUCAAUCUUAUUUAGUGGUCUUGCUGGACGUUUACCUCCUUUACUACGACAAAAACAAUACGAAAAUCUUAAGUAUUUAGAUCCCGUUGGAGCUAUACUUAUUGGUUCUUAUAUUUUGUAUUCUUGGUAUCAACUUGGUGCCGAACAGAUACGUAAUCUAGCUGGUCAUACAGCUAAUCCAAGGUUUAUUCAAAAGAUUGCAUUCGUUUGUCUUAAUUAUCAUCCGUUGAUUGAACAAUUGGAUACCAUUAGGGCAUUUCAUUUUGGUGAAAACUUCUUGGUUGAAGUUGACAUUGUGUUACCUAAAGAAAUGUGUCUUAAAGAAGCUCAUGAUAUUGGUGAAGGGUUACAAAAGAAAUUGGAAAAAUUAGAAACAGUUGAACGAGCUUUUGUACACUUAGAUUAUGAAUUUUCACAUCGUCCAGAAACUGAGCAUAAAAUAGUUUAAAGAAGAAGAAAGAAAUUUCAUUGUAUCCUUUUUUAGUCAAUUUAAAGUGUACACAUACAUAACCAUUUAUUACAUGUUCCAACAUAAAACAAAAGAAAUUGAC